Linnemannia hyalina is the source of this 1881-nucleotide messenger RNA. The record is from the annotation of a GenBank genome assembly. Lineage: Eukaryota; Fungi; Mortierellomycota; Mortierellomycetes; Mortierellales; Mortierellaceae.
AUGAUCCAUGAUACUUUCCAAACCAUCACAACUGCCACCAUUGGCCUUGGUCUGGCUGCCAUAGCCUACCGAAGCACAAAGCUCCCAAAGAUGCUCGGAAGAGCCACCUGGGACGAAGACAAGGACGUCAAGGACUUUGAUUACGUCGUCCUGGGAGGUGGCACUGCGGGCUGCGUGCUUGCCUCAAGACUGUCCGAGGACCCCAGUGUCAGUGUCCUUGUCAUCGAGGCGGGCGAGGACAUGGACAACAAUAUCCAGACAAAACUCCCCAUCGGGUACCCCAAGCUCUUCCAGACCAAGCACGACUGGCAAUUCAAGACCAUCCCCCAGACCCACGCUGAGGGACGAGAGAUGGACCAGGUCAGAGGCAAGAUGCUUGGUGGCUGCAGCUCUAUUAAUGCGAUGCAGUACACUCGCGGGCCACACUCUGAUUAUGAUGCCUGGGAGAGCGAGUUCGGGAAUGAAGGUUGGAAUUACAAGAGCGUCUUGCCUUACUUCAAAAAAGCCGAAGGUCCUUGGCACCAAUCGUACCACCAUUUCAGCCCCACCACUAAGGCUUUCAUCCAAACAGGUGUUGCCAUGGGCCUCCCCCACACGCCUGACCCCAACGGAAAGUCUGAGCUUGGUGUCGCGCGCAUGCAGACUUCUAUGAACGCCAACGCUACUCGCUGCAGCACCUCGAGUGCCUAUCUUCGACCUGAUAUUGUCCCUGGCGGUGGAACACGAGGUCAUGUCCGUGUUGUGCUGAAGGCCCAUGUGGAGCGAAUUCUGUUUGAGAUUCAGGACGGUGUUCCCACAGCCGUUGGAGCCGAGUUCAGGGACGAUAAAGAUGUCCUUCGUAGAGUCUACGCAAGACGCGAGGUACUUCUUUCCGCAGGAGUCUUUUGCUCACCCGCCCUCCUCCUCGCCUCAGGUAUUGGAUACCGUAUCCAUGAUUCGAUCCCAUUGUUGCACCCUCUCCCCGGUGUUGGCGAAAACCUGUCAGAUCAUGUUGGCAUGUCGGUCGUCUAUGCUUGUCCUCCUACCACACAGACCAUGCACACCGCCUUUACGCCCUCCAAGCUCCCCAAGGCACUCUACCAGUACUUUGUCCACGGUACCGGACCUCUGACCAGUCAGGUCAUGGAGGCCGCAUGCUUUGUCCGAUUGGAGGAUAUCGCGCCCGAGUUUGUCGCCCGCGAGAAGGCCAAUGGCACUUACCAGGAGCGCGCCAGUGGACCCAAUGCGCCUCAUAUCGAGAUUCUCUUCCCGGCUUGCUUUGUCGACAAUGAGGAUUUCACCCGCAUGGAUGAUACUCGUAAGAACUUUUAUACCCUCUUGGUCGUCUUGCUCAACCCUGCCUCUCGAGGACGAACCAGUGCCCGAUUGACCGAAGUCGUUGUCGACCAGAAGAAGAUGCCAACAAAGAAGAGUGAUAAAGAAGGAGAAGCAGAGAAGCGAUUCAAGGUCGAGCCUUUGAUCGACUCCAACUUCUUGGCGGACGAGUUCGACGUCAGGGUUCUGAGGGAGGGAAUGCGGUUCGCUCGACGCCUCGGAAAAAAGAUGCAACAGGAUCCUGCUCUGGCCGGAUUUGAGUACGUCCCUGGUGAGGCGUCUGUCCCCUCUGAGGAUGAUGAGGCCAUGGAUCGAUACAUCCGACAAAAGUGCACUACUUUCUUGCACUCUGUUGGCACUUGUUCAAUGGGCCCAGCAACCAACCCCAAGGCUGUGGUGGAUGAACGUCUUAAGGUCCAUGGUGUCAAUCGGCUUCGUGUUAUCGACGCUAGUGUCAUGCCCAAGGUCAUCGCAGGUCACACGGCCGCAGGAACGGUGAUGCUUGCUGAGAGAGCUGCCGAUCUGAUCAAGGAUGAUUGGGCUGGCAAGGAUGUCUCUGCGUCGUGA